GUGACGUCAGGGCUGGGCGUGGUAAAGCAGUUUCGGUGGAAGCAGAAUUCGUUGUGUGGUAUAAGAUCCACCGAGAGUGACGUCAUUGUCCGUUUUGACGUCAGUGGUACGCGAAGGGAUCCGGACUGGACAGUAGUUUAGGGUCUCAUUGUAAUCUUUAUGGAUGAGCCCGAGUCCGAGAGCCCGGCCAGUAUCUUGGCCUCAGUGAGGGCGCAGGAGGCACAGUUUGAGCUCUUGUCUCGUGCUCUGGAAGAAGAAAGGAGACACGUCACUGCACAGCUGGACCGGGUGUGGGUGACUCCUCAGGAGGCCACAACACCGCUUUCCAAUGGCACCCUCACCCGUUUCCAGCAGAACAGGCGAGUCACCGACUCCACAGAGGGACAGAGAAAGAAAUAUCCAGAUAUAAAAGCUAUACAGGAUCAUUCACCUUGUGUGUACUCGUCGGUCAGGAUGGAGAAUAAUGGUCGUACUGCAGAUGAAAAUUAUGUUUUAGAUGAUGAGCCAUUGUACUUAUCCUACAGUAUGUCUGAGGAACCCCGUCACAUGGAUAUCCCAAUAAAACCUUCUGUUGGAUAUUCUCAAACGUUAGAUCGGCCCUAUCGUGAUGCUGUUGUGGCUGGUGGAGCCUAUACUACUGUGCCCCGUAAUUAUCAUUUUCGUGGACCUGGAACAGAGCCGCUGCCAGUUAUUCUACCCCCUCAGCAUCCUGGCUACAGCAGCUUGUCUAGGCCAAAUAAUCGUUACCACACUUUGGAACCUUAUAGAGGUCCUGGUUAUGGGCCUCAACCUCAAGUUAGAGGAGCUGGCUUUGGAGGUAGCCAAUCUGAUCUGCUGACUGCCAGGUAUGGCUCUGAAGAUGCAUAUGGACUGGAAGAUGAUCGUAGAAGUCUUGGUGGUUAUGUAGAUGGGCCAGACUAUUCUACCACAGGUAGGAGGACUGCAAAUGGAGAUCAACGUAGGCGACUUAGGAGUUAUGAAGAUCCAUUGUCUGAUCAUUAUGGAUCAUCUUUGCCUCAGUCUGGGAGUCUUAGUAGCCUUGGACCUGCAUCUUUGACAGUGGCCCCCAGUGGCCCUUGGAGACAACCAGAGCUUCCUGAAGUUCUUGCCAUGCUCAGUUACACUCUUGAUGCUGUGAGACUAAAUGCAGCUGCAUAUUUGCAGCACUUGUCAUAUCGUAACGAAGAAGUAAAAAAAGAGGUAUGUCGUUUACGUGGAAUACCACCACUAAUAAGUCUUCUGGAAGAUCCACGGGCUCCUGUAAGGCUUGCGGCCUGUGGUGCACUGAAAAAUCUUUCUUAUGGCCCUGCAAAGGAGAACAAAUUGGCAGUUAAAAACUGUGAUGGGGUGCCAGCUCUAGCAAGACAAUUGCGCAGACGAGGAGAGGGCCAAGAAGGAAGAGAGAUGGCAGAGUGUGUAACUGGUACUCUCUGGAAUUUAUCCUCUCUGGACUCCAUAAAGAUGGAACUUGUGGAUCAAGCCCUUUACACUCUGAUUCAGGAGAUCCUUGUUCCUUAUUCUGGUUGGCAGAAGGAUGGUGGAGCAGUGAAUGCAGAAGAGGGGAAGACCCAACACAUCGAGUGGGAGCCUGCGUUGGUUAAUACAACAGGAUGCUUACGGAACAUCUCAUCUGAGCGUUCUGAAGCACGCAGGAAAAUGAGGGAGUCUGAGGGGCUUGUGGAUUCUGUGGUCCACAUAUUGCGCUCAGAGGUGGGCCAUGGACAAACAGACAGCAAGCUUGUGGAGAAUGUGGUAUGCCUCCUAAGGAAUCUUUCUUAUCACAUCCAUCGUGAGAUACCACAGGCUGAAAAGUAUCAAGAAAACCACCUGACUGAGAAUACUGAACCACAGAAUCCUAGUUGCUUUGGUGUGCGUCGUGGUAAAGGCAAGAAGAUUUCUGAUGAUUCUGCAGACUCAGUGGAGUUUCCAAAGAGGACAACACCAGCAGUAGGUUAUGAACUCCUUUUCCAACCUGAGAUGGUCCGUCUCUAUGUGUCGCUUGUUAAGUUGUCUCGUACACCUGCGGUCUUGGAAGCAGCAGCUGGUGCCAUUCAAAACCUGUGUGCUGGAUGCUGGAUUUAUGGUCGCUGUAUUCGUGCUGCUGUCCGUCAAGAGAAAGGUCUGUCAUCACUAGCUGAUCAUCUGUCCCAUGAGAGUGAGCGUGUUGUACGUGCCAUUUGUGGAGCGCUGCGCAACCUUUGUGGAGACAGCCGGAACAGAGAGCUGAUAGGUAAACAUGCUCUGAGUAACUUGGUGGCGCGGCUACCAAGUUCUCAGUCUCCUGUGGUUUCGGAGGAUACAACUGUGGCUAUUCUGAGCACUAUUCAAGAGGUUAUCACUGGCAACUUGGAGGCAUCUAAGAAACUGCGAGAGAGCCAAGGAAUUGAAAGACUUGUACUCAUUAAUAAGGGAGGCGGCCGUUCUGACAGAGAGAUCCGUGGAGCUGGUCUUUGCCUUCAGACAGUAUGGGGGUUUAAGGAGCUGAGAAGACCUCUCGAGAAGGAAGGUUGGAAGAGGAGUGACUUUCAGGUGUCUUUUGCAGGCUCAAAGCGAGCUCCAGGAUUUGAUGAUAGCACUCUCCCACUCAUUGAUCGAGCCCAGAGGAUUGACCCAUAUUCACACAAUGGGGAUCAUGGCAGUCAUCACCUAAACCGUUCAAAAAAUCUCUCUGAACUGGAACCGCUCAAAGCGAGGUCUCUCAGUGCUGGGGGCUCAUUGGAUCUGGGGGAUGCUGAGGACCAACCAGUCUAAUUCCACAUCUGCCACAUAUGGUAACACUCAUGGUUAAGUGAUCUCUUUGGAGCUACUGGACUAAGGAUGCUUCAACUAUUAACCUCACUGCCUGUCUUUACAAAACCCAAAUUCUCUUUCCUAGUUUCUGUUGCAUUCUGAUGAUGAUUUGUGGACUGAAAAUUUCUGUGACUUUUAUGGUUACUGUAACAGGAAGCACAGGAGAUGCGAUAACACUGGAAUAUUGCAGUAUUAUCAGACAGUAAAUAAAAGCUAACACAUGAUAACACUGGUCCUACAACACUAACAAUCUUAAGGACAGAUCACUGUGUUGGAAUUGUUCUAGCAUAAUGUAUUUCUUAUAAAAAUGUGUUCAUUUUUUUUUUCCUGAGUGAUCUGGUUACAUGUUUGCUGUUAAUUUUCCUUAUAACACUAUUACUGUCUUCCUCCCUUAUCUUGGAAUCACCAGUGGCCUUUCUGUGGGGAAAUUAGGGAGUAGUCUAAAUUAUGGACGCCCCAGCCCUCAGCCUAUUUUACUUCCUUUAAAACCUUUUCAUAACAUUAUCUGAUGCCAAGAAAAAUGUUUUUUAUAAAUAAAAAUUUUUAAGACAAUCAUAA
Messenger RNA from Bufo gargarizans (Asiatic toad), 3348 nucleotides. RefSeq names its product catenin delta-1-like. Gene Ontology annotation, cellular component: nucleus; cytoplasm; adherens junction. Gene Ontology annotation, molecular function: cadherin binding. The record is from RefSeq and is a predicted model, not a curated record. Gene Ontology annotation, biological process: cell-cell adhesion; cell-cell junction assembly. Bases 160 to 2751 code for a protein of 863 amino acids. The transcript is spliced from 19 exons. NCBI's taxonomy places the organism in Eukaryota, Metazoa, Chordata, Amphibia, Anura, Bufonidae.